Molecule: messenger RNA, 2439 nt
Organism: Erigeron canadensis
Lineage: Eukaryota; Viridiplantae; Streptophyta; Magnoliopsida; Asterales; Asteraceae
Exons: 2
Coding region: 135-2312 (725 amino acids)
Source: RefSeq, a predicted model, not a curated record
UAUAUUCCUAUCUAUAUACAUACCAAGCAACUCACAUAGUACAUACUAAGAAAGAAAACUCUAUAUCUAGAUUCUUGACGACGCAUCGCAACUGGACACAGUAAUAAUUAAAAUAAAGUUCUUACUAGAAAAAAAUGGCUUGGGAGUCUCCAAAGGAUGCCAUCCCUUGGGUGGGUUUGUACAUUGGUGUAGCCUCUCUAGUUUGCACUCUUGCUAUGGUAGGAGACUUAUAUCAAGGUUUCCGACAACGACCACGGAAACUCUGGUUUCCAUGUAGAUUUUUCAUUAUAAAUGCUGCUUCCAUCACACUCAUAGCGGUAGCAAUGAAGCUACCAGUGGAUCUUACCGUUGAGAUGUCUGAUAAUGAUGUAAGCGCAAAGUAUGUUAGCGUUUUUUUCUUGGUCACAAUGUUAGCCAACUUUCUCCCUUCUUUAGGGCUAAUGGGCGAAAAUGAACUUUUCUCAACUAUGAUAGCUUUUGGUAUCCUCAUAGUUACCAUUGCAGUGAAUGUGUGGAUCCAGUUGAGUACUAAGGUGCUUCUAGCUAGACUGGCAGGAAAAGUUUUACUUAUGUUUCCCCUAUUAUGGCCUUUUUCAGUAGCCUUGACAGUUAAAUCAUAUAGAAGUAUUUUAGAACACCGAUAUAAGGACUUUCAAAGAUUGACUACAAACAAAGUAGAGAAGAAUUUCUCUACCAAAGAACUCACACAUUGUGUUAAAAAGUAUUGGAUGUUGGCAGAAACGGGCAAUCCUCAAUUUGUGAUUGCUUGUUCACCAAUUUCUUGUGCUUUUGGGGUUUUAUGCUUCGUCUAUGACCUCUUUACUUUAUCAUUUUUAAUAAGCUGGUACACGGAUAAACCAAGUUAUGAGAAUGAAAAAUGUGAUUAUAAGUGGUCAAUCGAAGUUAUCUUAGUUGUUCAGUCAGUGGGGACUAUAGUAGCUACUAUAGCACCAAUUUUUAGAUGUUUCACUGCUACCACCUAUUUUCAACUCAACACCAGAUGGAGCCUGAAUCAUCUAAAUGUGUUCCGAGUCGAGAAACAUUGGACUGGAAGGCUCGAACAUUGGAAGGAAAUUCAUGUAGAUUUGCAUAUCCCAAACCGCCAUUGCCGAAAAGUAAUUCAUGUUGUCAAGAACAUGAUUUUGAACAUUUGUAUAGCACUUCAUAUCGCGGUAUUGGUAAUAUGUAAAUCCAUUUGUCUCAUACCCAGAUGUUGUUUAAUAUGUGUGUCUUGUUGUUGCUAUUUUCGGAAGUCAUUGUUUAGAGGGUUUAAAGAGGAAGAAAAUGCAUCUCCUACUGAAGCCAAAUCAGAGUUGAAAAGAUAUACUACUUAUGUAGUACAACUUGAAGAGGAGGCAAAACUAUCAGAGAAAAUACCAAGAAGUGCACUCAACUCAAUUAACCGACUUCUUCAAGAGUCUGAAAAAUAUGAGCCAUGUAACCUUAUUAAGCUUCUAGAAAAAUCUAAAGGAUUCAUAGGAGUCGUUGAGUUUGUCGACGAUGAAAUCCCGACUUUAUUAAAUCAAGAAGAAACCAGAUAUUGUUGGAGUCUAGUAGCAGUAACCUUAACAUCCAUUGCGAUUGCAAUUCCUAACAUUGAUGAUGGUAAUCUCAAGGCUUUACUUGCUAGCGUGAAAGAAGGCCUUGAAUUUUCAAGAAUUAUCGAGGAAAGCCUCAACACAAAUGGUGACUUGGUAAAGGCAAGAAAAGCAGCUAAGCGUAUUUGGCCUAAAAUUGAACUAUACCGCAGGUGGCUAAGAAUCGAUCUUCAAAAAAAUGCUUGUAAAGGAAGUACGCCAAAGGAGAUCAUUCAGCAGUUAGGCGAUGAAGCAGAGAAUGUUGUGAAAGAAGGCAAGAGUUACAAAAAGGGAAGUCUAGAUGACUCACUAUAUAAGUUUGCAGCAAACUCUAUGUACAGAAUCAGCCAAACAAUUUUGCGCCACUGUGAUGCACAAGAAAACUGGCCAACAAAUGAGGAACUUUUCCAGUGGAUAUCAACUAUGACCGCAGAUGUACUAUCUGCUUGCUUUACCAACUUACCACGUGUCAUAACUUCAAAGUGUCAUCACAAGACUAUGGAGAAAAGGAAAGAGAGCAUUUGGAGUGCAGCUCAACUUCUUGGUAGAUCCAAACAGAUAUUGAGUAUUCUUGAGGCGCGCCAACUUCCUAACUUAGAUUUGCACUCUCGGGCAUACUUGGAUAUGUGGCGUGCUUUACCAAAGAAUGAGAUCCCAAAUGGUUGUACUUCUCCGGUCAGGGCUAAUACAGCUUCUCCAUGUCCUAAUGAAUCGACCAUUGUCAAUAUCGCAUAAGUUUGUAUCCAUUCAUGCUAUACUCUGGAAAACCGUCCAACUUUUCUUAAGAUGUAGCAUAAGUAUUUUAGAUUACCAUACAUGUAAUUUCCAUUUAUCAAUAAUAUUGUUACUAUAAUUACCAUUA